Messenger RNA from Symsagittifera roscoffensis, 739 nucleotides. Its product is annotated as transmembrane protein 272-like. The coding region runs from base 1 to 663 and encodes 220 amino acids. The transcript is spliced from 7 exons. The record is from RefSeq and is a predicted model, not a curated record. NCBI's taxonomy places the organism in Eukaryota, Metazoa, Xenacoelomorpha, Acoela, Convolutidae.
AUGUUUUGCAGCAAGAAUGAAGGAAGUGCCAUCGCUGGCUAUCAAGAAGAAGGGCCACCGCAGUACCAGGCUGAUGGAGGUACUGAUGCACCUCCGUCUUACAACUCAAUUUUUGGGGAGCUGAAGGCGGCCAAGGCAGAGUCGGGCGAUGACAAGGUAUCAUUCGUCAAGAAAGUAAUCGGAAUUCUUAUGGGUUCAAUUGUGUUCACGGUGGUGCUGGUGCUGUUGCUGGCCGUCCCAAUAACCAUGAUUGUCAUAGGAGCAAUUAAACUUGACGACUGUCCCGUUGAGAAGUUCAUCCCGAAGUGGCUCCUGAUUAGCGGGUGUUUCGGUCUUCUCAAGAAUCUUCUCUCAUUAGUCCAGCAGCUGUACAACAAAAUGAAAGACCAAAAGGACAAGAAUGCGAGCAAAAACCCACUUGAGGGGAUUUUGGAUCUCUUUCUCUUCGCAUGGUUCAUUGCAGGAAGUGUCUGGGUGUUCCGAACAUAUGGUGAUGUGUCAUAUAAAGAAAGUUCCGAGCACUAUUGCGACCGUCUGGUGUUUUUGUUUUCGUUCUGGACGCUAAUGGUCACUUAUAUAUGCAUGGCCAUCGGCUGUUGCUGCUGCUGUUGCAUAUGCAUUGUCGCUGUGUCACUAGGUUUGGUCCGAGCUGCUGAUUCUUAAAAUUACCCAGACAGAGAUACCAAACUGUAAAUAAGUUUUCUAUUUUGGACCAGAAAAUAUUUUCACGGAAGAACAG